AUGGAGUCUACGCUGCUGCAUCAUUCAGCGACGGCCUUGGUCAACCGGCUGACCGAGCGUAUUGAAGACUCACAUGGGUUGGGAUUUAUGAGCCCUGCCAUCUAUGAUACCGCAUGGGUGUCAAUGAUCCAGAAAUUUGUUGGUGAAGAAAAGAAGUGGUUAUUCCCCGAGUGCUUUGUGUAUAUCUUGGACGAACAGCUCGAGGAUGGGGGUUGGGUCACGUACGCCUCACAGAUUGACGGGAUCCUCAAUACUGCGGCCUCAUUGUUAUCACUGAAGCGACAUUUCAAUGCACCCCUUCAGAAUAGCACGAUCUCCCACGACAGUCUUGAGGAGCGCAUCAAUGGGGCCACACGUUCAUUGCAAGCUCUCCUCCAAGCAUGGGAUGUUGAUGCCACGCUACAUGUUGGGUUUGAGAUUCUCGUUCCCGCGCUGCUGGGCUAUCUAGAAGCAGAAGGCAUCGAUUUUUCUUUUCCUGGACGUGAUAGACUCUUUACAAUCCGAGACCAGAAGUUAGCCCGGUUUAAGCCUGAAUUUCUCUAUGCACCAAUUCAAACAACUGCCUUGCAUUCAUUGGAGGCAUUCAUUGGGUUGAUUGAUUUUGACCGUGUGCGUCACCAUAAGGUCAAUGGAUCUUUCAUGGCAUCGCCAUCAUCCACCGCUGCUGUGCUCAUGCAUGCCUCCGAGUGGGAUGACGAGUGCGAGGAAUACCUUCACUAUGUCAUCCAAAACGCGUCCGGGAAGGGAUCUGGAGGUGUUCCAAGUGCUUUUCCAUCCACUAUCUUCGAGAUCACCUGGACACUCUCAACCCUUCUCAAGGCUGGUUUUGCCUUGGACCAGGAGUCACUGCCCUCUGUCCAAAAAGCGCGUUUGUUGCUACACACUACAAUUAUCGCAAAUGAAGGAACUAUGGGAUUCGUACCUCACGUCUGUGCCGAUGCGGAUGACACAGCCAAGACCAUCCUUGUGCUCAACUUGCUCCAGCAGCAAGUGUCACCUGAUGCAAUGCUGAAAGCAUUCGAAACAGAACAUCAUUUCAAAACAUAUCCGCAUGAGCGAGACCCAAGUUUUUCGGCCAACUGUAACGUUUUACUGGCGCUGCUUCACACGAACAACCCCUCUCAAUAUGCACAUCAGAUCGAGAAGGCGACCCGUUUUCUCCACACACAUUUUCUGGAAUCCGAAUUGAAAGUCCGCGAUAAAUGGAACCUUUCCCCUAUAUACUCUUGGAUGCUCAUGACCCAGGCCAUUGCCCGCCUGCAUGAACUAUGGCACAGCUCGCAAUUGCUCUCUCUGAAAGAGCUUCUAGAACAAGACCUCACCGCUCUGCUACAUGACAUGGCGAUUUCAGUGCUAUACCAGCAGAACAACACUGGUACAUGGGGUACCAAAAGUUCAAAGGAAGAAACAGCAUAUGCAGUUCUCAUUCUUACAUAUGCGGUGCAAUUUGAGUUCCCUGACAUACCUUAUAUCCAAACUCAAACGGCGAUCCGGGAUGGUUGCUCAGUCCUCCGUUCGGACACUGUGGUGGGCUCAGAACGUCUCUGGGUCGAGAAAGUCACUUAUGAAUCUGAAAUUCUGUCGCAGGCAUACACUUUGGCUGCACUGAAAGGUGCGGUGGACUUGUUCUCGGAAGAAUUAGAGCUUAAAGCUGUCGUUGCUAAUGGGGCAAAUGGUCGUCAUUCCGAGCCUCAUGGAGUUCAGAGCAACGGUACAAAUGGGUUUGAAGUGCGCCACACUGAAAUAAAAGGAGUCGAAGAGAACGAAAUCAAGGCAAAUGGUGACACAACGCCUGAUCGUAUAACAAAUGGGGUGGAGAUAAACGAUCAGAAUUCCAAUUACCGGGAAUCUAAUGGUAACGCAACGCCUGCCCCCCAAACCAAUGACCAUGAAGCCAAUGGAGCUCAUGAGAACGCACCUGAGGUCAAUGGAAUUGAGACGAAUGGACUUGAAGCGAAUGCAAUAGAAAUGAUGGGAGCUUCUCCUGAUAUUCUGUCAGCCCCUGUCAUGAUUCAAGAUCAACAACUAAACGGAGACGAUCCUAAAGAGAGUACGGGCAUUAAAUCGGUUCGUACCAACCGUGCCUCCAGCCUUGGUCUUCGACCAGAAUGGUCCGACGAACAGGAAAAAAUUUUGCUAGGACCCUUUGAAUAUCUCGAAACACUCCCAGGGAAGAAUUUGAGAGCUGCAUUCAUCCAAGCUUUCAAUAUCUGGCUUCAAGUUCCCCCCAGGCAAUUGGAGAUCGUUGAAAAGGUCAUCUCUAUGCUGCACACAGCAUCACUUCUCGUCGAUGACAUCGAAGACAACUCCCAGCUGCGACGGGGCCAGCCAGUAGCACACAGCAUCUUUGGCGCAGCACAAACCUUCAACUCCGGAAACUAUGUCUACUUUCUCGCCCUGCGGGAGGUCCAGAAAUUGAACAAUCCACAGGCAAUUGAAAUUUAUGUCGAUGCACUGAUUCACCUUCAUCGCGGCCAGGGCAUGGAUGUAUUCUGGCGGGAUUCGCUCAUCUGUCCCACGGAAGAAGAGUAUCUGGAUAUGGUCAGCAACAAGACCGGGGCGCUCUUCUGUCUCGCUAUUGAGCUGCUGCAGAUCGGUAGCCCUGUGAAAGUGGAUCUAGUCCCACUUGUUCGACUAUUCGGAAUUAUUUUUCAAAUCUGCGAUGAUUACUUGAACCUAAAAUCGUCCAGCUAUUUGCAGAAAAAGGGUCUCUGUGAAGACCUCACGGAGGGAAAAUUCUCUUUUCCUAUUAUCCACAGCAUUCGGUCCAACCCUGCCAAUCGCCAAUUGAUCAACGUUCUGAAACAGAAGCCCCGAGAUGAGGAUCUCAAGCGGUAUGCAGUUGCAUAUAUGGAAAGUACCAAUACUUUUGAAUAUACCAGGGAUUUUGUUUCCAGCCUUAAGCUUGAGGCUUUGGAGAUGAUCACAAAUUUGGAAAAACAGGGAUUGGGCGAGAAUAUUGCAAUUCGAAAGAUUUUGGCUCGGAUGUCGGUUGAAGCUUGA
This is a messenger RNA of Penicillium longicatenatum, 3003 nucleotides long. RefSeq names its product Phyllocladan-16-alpha-ol synthase. Gene Ontology annotation, biological process: isoprenoid biosynthetic process. The coding region runs from base 1 to 3003 and encodes 1000 amino acids. The record is from RefSeq and is a predicted model, not a curated record. Lineage: Eukaryota; Fungi; Ascomycota; Eurotiomycetes; Eurotiales; Aspergillaceae. Gene Ontology annotation, molecular function: prenyltransferase activity. The transcript has 2 exons.